This is a messenger RNA of Malaclemys terrapin pileata, 1101 nucleotides long. Its product is annotated as transcription factor Sp5-like. Gene Ontology annotation, molecular function: DNA-binding transcription factor activity, RNA polymerase II-specific; RNA polymerase II cis-regulatory region sequence-specific DNA binding. Gene Ontology annotation, biological process: regulation of transcription by RNA polymerase II. The record is from RefSeq and is a predicted model, not a curated record. Lineage: Eukaryota; Metazoa; Chordata; Testudines; Emydidae. The transcript has 2 exons. The coding region runs from base 1 to 1101 and encodes 366 amino acids.
AUGCGGCCGGGGGAGAAGCGGCGGCUGGAGAAGGAGGAUGACGCCUGCGAGCCGCGGCGCGCCGCGCUCCACGGAGCAGCCCUGAGCCGCCGGCCCUGGCCACAGCGCGCACGGCCCCCGGCUCCCGGACCCCAGCCCUGCUGCAGGACCCCCGUCUCCUCCCCCGAGCGAGCUGCUGCCCACCACCCCUCCUUGGCAUUCCUGGCAGCGGCUGCGGGACCCUCCUCUGCGGACUUUGCCCCGGCCGCCUAUGAGGCUGCAGGUGGCCCUGCUGGGAUGUUUCAACUCUGGAGCAACGAGGUGCCGGCCGGCUCCGGGCUGAGUGCCCACGCCAUGGCCUUUGGGCUGCCCAAGGCGCAGUACCCCGGGCACGUCGCCCCGGGCUCUCCCCUGACCCCACCGGCCGAGCACACCUACUCCUUCGAGCUGUCGCCGGUCAAGGUCCUGGCUCCCCAGGGGCCGCCCGGCUCUUCCUACCACUUCCCUGAGGCUCAGGACUUCCCCAGCUUCUUGGAGAGCUCUGGCGGCAUGGCCCCCCGGCCCCUGGGCCCCGGCCCCCCCAAUGCCCCAGCGGGUCCCGCGGAAGAUGCCCCCUGGUGGAGCCUGCAGCAGCCCACCCCGGGCCACCUGCCUGCCUUCCACCUGAGCCGGCCCCUGAUGCUGGGGCCACAGCCCCCGCUCCCAGCCCUGCUACACGGCUCCCCCAAGGGGCUGCUGGGCCCGGCCCGGCGCUGCCGCCGCUGCAAGUGCCCCAACUGCCAGGCGGGCAGCGAGGAACCGGGCAAGAAGAAGCAACACCUGUGCCACUUGCCGGGCUGCGGGAAGGUCUACGGCAAGACGUCCCACCUGAAGGCCCACCUGCGCUGGCACGCGGGCGAGCGCCCCUUCGUCUGCACCUGGCUGUACUGCGGGAAGAGCUUCACCCGCUCGGACGAGCUGCAGCGCCACCUGCGGACUCACACGGGCGAGAAGCGCUUCGGGUGCCAGGGCUGCGGGAAGCGCUUCAUGCGUAGCGACCACCUGGCCAAGCACAUCAAGACCCAUCAGGGCAAGCGGGUCAAGGGCAGCGGGGCCCAGUUGGGCACCAUCAAGCAGGAGUGA